Messenger RNA from Pseudoliparis swirei, 10408 nucleotides. It is a transcript of the gene ncor2, whose product is annotated as nuclear receptor corepressor 2. Gene Ontology annotation, biological process: negative regulation of transcription by RNA polymerase II. Gene Ontology annotation, molecular function: transcription corepressor activity. The record is from RefSeq and is a predicted model, not a curated record. The transcript has 47 exons. NCBI's taxonomy places the organism in Eukaryota, Metazoa, Chordata, Actinopteri, Perciformes, Liparidae. Bases 303 to 7721 code for a protein of 2472 amino acids.
UGUUGUGCAGGAACAGGCACGACAUAUCUGAAACCCGCCAGCGGAACAAAUGAAAACGAAAAGUACUCUUUCCUGUGGAUUAAUUGAGGCGCGAGACAGUCAAACGAAGCGAGAGGCUCUUUAAGCGAAUUUGGAUCGACUGACGAGGAUCGGAACAUCGGCUACUGUUCGAUAACACCGCCGGAUGGUAUCUCCUGCUCCGCCGCUAAGGUUUGCUGGCUAAGCGAAACAGCCAAUAAUGUACGGCAUCUGCUCUGCAGCCACACCCACUUCCUGUCUGUAGAGGAAGCGGCUGUGCCAGCAUGUCCUCUCACCCCCAGUCUGUGCAGCCGGGCCGGAGGACUGUGGACACACGGCACCUGCCAAACCCGGCGAGUUUACCGCUGCAACGGGCACACACGGAAGUGGGACUGGUUGACUACCACUCUCAUCAUGCCAGGGACUACAGCUCCCACCUGGCUCAGCCCCAUCGCCGUCGACCCUCUUUACUUUCGGAGUUCCAACCUGGAAAUGAGAGGGGACAAGAACAGCAUAUCCGCUAUGAGCACAUGUACCUGCCGGAGCCCAGCGGCCAAUCAGAGGUGGAGUAUGCGGAGAUCAAAAGGCCUCGUCUAGAGAUGAACCCAGAGUCUCUGAUGAGGCCUUCAUCCCACCGGCCACAAUUGCCUCUCGGAGCGGCUGAUGAAAUGGCAAAGGACCGUGGAAUGGGGAAGCUGGAGCCGAUCUCCCCUGUGAGCCCGGUCCAUAUGGACCCUGACUUGGAUCUGGUGCCGGCUCGCUUCUCCAAGGAGGAGCUGAUCCAGAACAUGGACCGCGUAGACAGGGAGAUCACCAUGGUGGAGCAGCAGAUCUGCAAGCUUCGCAAAAAACAGCAACAGCUGGAGGAGGAGGCUGCAAAGCCACACGAGCCAGAGCGAAACAUCUCGCCACCACCCAGCGAGGCCAAGCACCGCAGCCUGGUGCAGAUCAUCUACGACGAGAACAGGAAAAAGGCAGAAGAGGCUCACAGGAUACUGGAGGGACUGGGACCCAGGGUAGAACUGCCUUUGUACAAUCAGCCUUCUGAUACCAAGCAGUACCAUGAGAACAUCAAAAUAAACCAGGCGAUGAGGAAGAAGCUCAUCUUGUACUUCAAGAGGAGAAAUCAUGCUCGUAAGCAGUGGGAACAGAAAUUUUGCCAGCGCUAUGACCAGCUGAUGGAAGCCUGGGAGAAGAAGGUGGAUCGCAUUGAAAGCAAUCCGCGGCGCCGAGCCAAGGAUAGCAAGGUGCGGGAGUACUACGAGAAACAGUUCCCAGAGAUCCGCAAGCAAAGGGAGCUACAGGAGCGCAUGCAGAGCCGUGUUGGGCAGAGAGGAGGUGGGCUGACCUUGUCUGCAGCUCGCAGUGAACAUGAGGUCUCCGAGAUCAUUGAUGGAAUAUCAGAGCAUGAGAACACAGAGAAACAGAUGCGGCAGCUGGCGGUCAUCCCUCCGAUGCUUUUCGACGCUGAGCAGCAGCGCAUCAAGUUCAUCAACAUGAAUGGAUUGAUGGAUGACCCCAUGAAGGUGUACAAGGACCGGCAGGUUAUGAACAUGUGGAGCGAACAGGAGAAGGACUCUUUCAGAGAGAAGUUCAUCCAGCACCCCAAAAACUUUGGUCUGAUUGCGUCUUUUCUGGAGAGAAAGACGGUGGCGGAGUGUGUGCUCUUUUACUACCUGACCAAAAAGAGUGAAAACUACAAGAACAUAGUGCGGAGGAACUACAGACGCCGAGGAAGAAGCCAGCAGCAACAGCAGCAGCAGCAGCAGCAGCAGCAACAACAGCAACAACAGCAACAACAACAACAACAACAGCAGCAGCAGCAACAACAACAGCAGCAGCAGCAGCAGCAACAACAACAAGUGCAACAACAAGUGCAACAACAAGUGCAACAACAAGUGCACCGGGGCAGCCAGGAUGAAAAGGAAAAGGAGGAGAAGGAGAAGGAGGGAGAGAGGGAUGAAGAAAAAAAUGAAGCUGAAGACAAGGAAGAUGGAAUGAAGGACGACACCUCUGGAGAAGAUGCAGAGGACAAAGAGCCUACUGUGGCGUUUAAGGGUCGACGCACAGCCAACAGCCAGGGGCGCCGCAAGGGCCGAAUCACCCGCUCUAUGACCAGUGAAGUGGAGGAGACCACCACACCCCCACUCAAUGAGCUUGCUAAUCUGGAGAUGAAUGAGAGCUCUCGCUGGACUGAAGAAGAGAUGGAAACUGCCAAAAAAGGCCUCCUCCAGUAUGGUAGGAAUUGGUCUGCCAUCGCCAAGAUGGUGGGAUCCAAAACUGUGUCACAGUGCAAGAACUUUUACUUCAACUACAAGAAGAGGCAGAAACUGGAUGAGAUCCUGCAGCAGCAUAAAAUGAAAUCGGAGAAAGAGCGAAAGGCCCGUCGUAAGGGCAAAGCCCUGCAGAAUGAGGAGACCAGUGCCCCGUAUACAGCAGAGGAGGAGGAGAUGGAGGGCUCAGGAGCCAGUGGCAAUGAAGAGGAGGCCCCUGAAGAUGGAGAAGGUGGAGCCAACAACAGCUCUGAUACGGAGAGCUUGCCCUCACCACACUCAUCAGAGGACAGCAAGGCUAAGGAGGAAGGCGCGAGCAGGUCAAAGGCCAGCUCCACCACUGGGGACAAGGAGGUGGCCGGGUCAGACGCGGGCCAGGCAGGGGAUGAGAAGCCUCCAGUCAAGGAAGAUGCAGAAUCAGUCAUCAAGCAGGAGAUAAAGACUGAGACAGGGGAGCCCAGCAAAGAACAACUGCAGCCAACUUCACCCAGCGAUGCCAUUGAUAAAAAACCUCCUACUGCAGAGCUGGAAGAAGGUAAAAGCUCCAUCAAGAGCUCCAAGAAGGACCACGGGCCCAGAACAGGUUCCCAUGGGGACAGUGACUCUAGUGACACGUGCAGCGCUGAUGAAGUGGAGGAGACGGACAACACAGACAAGAACAGAAUGACUUCUCCGCGGCCAAGUCUCCUGAACUACACUCAUGAUGGGGUCAUAUCCUCGCCGCUGCAGAAGCCCCUGGACCUGAAACAGCUCAAACACAGGGCCGCUGCCAUACCACCGAUUAUACCAGAAGCCUCCAUGCAAGGCAUUCAGCGCAGCGUAGGUGGCAAGGCAGUGCUGCCCCCUCAUGCCCUGGCAUUGUACCAGCAACAGAUCACCAUGGCUCAUGGGGAGUCAUCUCAGGAAGUAAAAUUGCAGCAGCAGCAGCAGAUUCCAGGCCAGCCAGGCAAACAGCAGCCGUACACCUUGCAGGCAGACAGAGACAGGGAGGCUCUUCACAGCAGCAGUCCUCAUAUCCGCCCGCGCAGCCCCUCCACCAGCGACAAGGAUGAGCUGGAAGGCAACGAGAGGUGGUUACUGACCCUCCUGCAGGGAUUAAAAAAGUCCCGGGCUUUCUCCCCGCACGGUGAAGCCAAGAAGCAGGUGUUGGGCCCCGAUGACCUGAGGACCUCCACCGUGGGCCGACCAGUCCUCUCCCCCUACCCCAUGUCCCCACGAGACAUGGCCAAGAUUAGUCAUGACCAACACCUGCUCCACUUCAACUCGUUCCAGCAAACAGGCCACCCCUCACUCCCUAAUCUGCCACAGGACAGUGGAAGGCUAGCAGCAGUGAGGCCCCUCACAAUGCCAGAGCCACCACCACUCAUUUCCUCCACCAAGCCAGGUGGCUCCAUCACACAGGGCACCCCAGUGCAGUUGCACAGCCCAGCCCAUGGGUUGGACCAUGGUAGGAUGACCCCCACGCAGAUGGGUUUGUCUUGGAUGGACCAAAGGAAAGUGGCCGGUCCUUUUCCUGUGAUAAAGCAGGAACAGUUGUCCCCUCGCAGCUCGUCCUCUCAAUCAGAUAACCUGCAAAGCCAGGGGUCGCCUCAUGAUAGUGCUGCUGGACGUGGUUCUAUUCCAGCUGUCCAGGGGGGCAGUAUCACAAAGGGUAUCCCAGGGAGCAGAAUGCAUCCAGAGUCCUCCAUCUCCUACCGAGGGGGCUCCAUCACUCAGGGGACGCCAGCUGAUGUGCUGUACAAGGGAACCAUAACCCGUCUGAUCACAGAGGACAGCGCCAGUCGAGCUGAGAGGGAACGGGAUGAGGCACUUUCCAAAGGCCACGUGGUCUAUGAGGGCAUCAGUGGGCACAUUCUCACAUAUGACCGCCCACCGUCUCAGACCCCUAAAGAUGAAGGCAUUCUCGGCCUGAAGCGUCCGUAUGACAUAAUGGAGGGAGGUAUCUCAAGAGGGCUGCCCUUGAGGGAUUCACUGUCUGCUGCCAACCUUGAAGGUCUGAUUGGGCGAGCCAUGCCUCAUGAUAGGGACAGUCCUCACCACACAUCUUACAAGGAUGCUCACCACAUCCGUGGCUCCAUCUCACAAGGUAUACCUCGUCACCUGGACCCUCAGGAUGGCUACCUGAGGAGGGAGCCGAAGCAGAUGAAGAGAGAGGGCUCCCCACCCCGUGGGCCCGGUUCCCUUUCUGACCCAAUGAAGGGCAGAGAGUCCAUGGUGCCUACCGUGAAGGAGGCUGGUCGCUCCAUCCACCUCAUUCCCAGGGAGGAGCUCAGACAGCCUGCCAAGGAGGGCAUCAUGGCACAGGGAACCCCCAUGAAGCAGGAGGCAACUGGUUCAGGGAAACGUCACGAUGUCCGCUCCAUUAUUGCCAGCUCACCACGUUCCUACCACAAUGCACCCUCCCACAUGGAGAUGCGUGCUGAGAGGGGCCGCUACGACGAGGUACCAAAAGGGCGGCCCAGUGCGGUGGUCAGCACAUCUAGCCCUAUAGCCCGCUCUUCUCCCCUUACACUGGGGUCAGAGCAGGGAAGCAAAGCUCAUCAUAGUCCAGUGAGCUACGAGGACAAAGGCGCCUUAAGGGCCCCUUACCCCGGGCCUUCACAUCGUGGCUCGCCUCUGUCCAGGGAGGCAAGCCAAAGGCAGCAUGAUGGUUCGAGUAAGAAUCCGCCUCAGGAGCGUAAAUCCACACCAACCCCGAGGGAAAUGAGUGCCACCAAAUCACCAAAUCUCCAGGGUGUUCCAGAUCAACAGACCUAUGAGCGGCUGCUGCAGGGUCUUGGGGCUGCAGACGUGUAUCGUCAAAUCCCCAUAGCCUUCGACCCUGCGUCGCUGCCCCGCGGGAUCGCCAUUGACCCAGCGGCCUACUACUUGCCUCGCCACCUAGCGCCCAACCCGGCGUACCCCCACCCCUACCCCUACCUCAUCCGUGGCUUUCCUGACACUACGGCCCUGGAAAACCGCCAGACACUGCUCAAUGACUACAUCACCUCCCAGCAGAUGCACCAGUGGCCUGCAGCCGCUGCCAUGGCUGCCCAGCGCUCAGACCUGCUGAGGGGCCUUUCUCCACGAGACCAGCCCAUUCCUCUAACCUACUCCGCAGCCCCGCGAGGGAUCAUCGAUCUUUCUCAGGUGCCGCACUUACCUGUCCUGGUCCCUCCCUCUGCAGGGGCAGCCGGCUCCCCAAUGGAUCGCAUCACCUACAUCCCCGGAGGAACCGCCACCUUCUCUGGCAGGCCUUACACCACCUCCCCCAUCUCACCAGUUGGACCCUCACACAUAAGCAAGAUGCAGGGCGCAUCUUCAGACCGUGAGCGCGAAAGGGACCGUGAGCGUGACCGAGAGAGGGAGAGGGACCGGGAGAGAGACCGAGAGCGGGAAAGAGAGAGGGAGCGGGAACGCGACCGAGAGAGGGAACGGGAGAGAGACCGUGAAAGGGACCGAGACAGAGAACGAGAGCGCGACAGAGAGAAGGGCGGGUCACUUGGAAAUGUGGAGCACGCCCCCAUCUGGCGACCAGGUACAGAACACAGCUUGGCAAGCAGUAGCAGCAGCAGUGCGAGACCUUCCUCCCAACCGUAUAGCCACCAGCACUCCCCAGUGUCCCCCCGCAACCAGGAGACCGUGCAGCAGAGGCCAAGUGUCCUGCACAACACUGGGGGCAAAAGUCUUUCCAUCAACGAUCACUCCAGCUCGUCUGUGUUUCGGUCCAUAUCCUCAGGAAUGGCCCGCUACCAAGGUUAUCCUGGCCACCUCCAAAGGACAGGUAUGCCCCCUGAGGCCUACCCACCUGUCAUGGACUCAAAUGUAGCCAAAGAGCAGAGUCGCGAUGGAGGGAAAAACAGGGGCGGUCUACCCAAGCACUUGCAGGACCAGCACGGGCCCUCCAGUAAAUCUGACCCAAAGCUGUCCUGCCCCAGCCCAGGAGGAAUGUACCCAGGUUCCUAUCCCUCGGCUCCAGGGCGGCCGCAGCACCUGCUCCCUCCCCAGUCGGAUAACCCUCCUGGUCGUGGAGAAAGCGGUACACCUAGUAGGGAAAAGACUCAAAACAAAGCGAUGUCCAUUCAGGAACAAGAGCUCCGAGUACUCGGUAAGACCACCAUGACUGCGGCCAACUUCAUAAACGCGAUUAUUAUGCGUCAAAUUUCUUGUGAAACGGAGAUGGCAGAGACGGGCUCGCUUGUUGCUAGCAGCGCCACUGAUGCUCAACAGAAGAUGGAGCCACACAGUCUAUACCGUGCUCCGUCUGAGGAGAGACUGUCUCCAGGCCAACGGCCCCCAUCCCCCUGCCUUAAAGGCAGCCAGAGGGUGGUCACCCUGGCACAGCACAUCAGUGAGGUGAUAACUAAGGACUACACCAGGCAGAGCCAGCAGCAGCAGCAAAGCUACCACGGCUCUCCUGUCCUGGACUUGACCCGUCCACCCAGUGCCUCCCAGCCCCCGCCCAUUUCACAGGAGUCUGUCCAAGGGUCCCGAUACCCAGAGAGCCUCGGUGGAGAACGCAACAGAGAGCGGUCUCCUCCUCAGCCCAAAACAUCUCCUGUUAGUGUUUCAAAUGAUGGCAUUGAACCAGUGUCUCCAGCUGGAGCCAGUUCCGAACCUGAGGUCCAGGGAGGAGCCUCUUACUCUGAGCAGGGAGAGCAAGGAAUGGGCUCCCGUUCCCCUCCCAAUGCCGCCCAGCCUCCAGCUUUCUUCAGCAAGUUGACAGAGAGCACCUCAGCUAUCGUCAAGUCCAAGAAGCAGGAAAUGAUCAAGAAGAUGACGGUGGUCGGAAAUGACGGUGAUUUCACUACUGGUCAGCCAGGAACGGAGAUCUUCAAUAUGCCGGCGUCUACAACUGCAGGACCCGUGAGUGUCCGCUGCCAUCCAGCUCCAGAGACACCUGGUAACUCAAUAGGCCUGGAGGCCAUUAUAAGAAAGGCCUUAAUGGGCAAAUACGAUGACCAGGCUGAGGAACGCUCACCAGCCAACGCUGCCGGCCAGAUGGGGUCAGCUGUGUCUGCCGGUCUGCCUGUUGCCGACGGACGCGCCGAAGACUUCUUCUCACAAGGUGGGGGAAAGUCGUCAAAGGGCAGCGGGCGCUCUAAUGGGCGGAAGGCCAAAUCUCCAGGACCCGGCCUGUCGGCGGGCGAGAGGCCGUCCUCCGUUUCCUCAGUCCACUCUGAGGGAGACUGCAACAGACGAACUCCUCUAACUAACCGUGUCUGGGAGGAUCGGCCUUCGUCCACAGGUUCAACUCCAACUCCCUUCCCGUGUAACCCGUUGAUAAUGCGUUUCCCCAGCGGUACCGUGUCGGCUCCCUCGCCCUCCUCUGGCCAACUGGGGGGACCGGGACCAGGACCAGGUCCUGGACCUGGACAAGGUCGGUCCUGGGAGGAGGAGCCCAAGCCUCUGCUCAUGUCUCAGUACGAGACCCUGUCUGACAGCGAGUGACCCGGAAAAAUCAAUCGUACCACAAGACCCACAACAGUCAACCAGCUCUGCGCUGCUGCAGACACACACACACACACACACCUACACACACAUACACACCUACCUGGUGAGGCAUCUGCUAACCCACCCACACCAUUCCAAUCUGCAUUUCCUCCGACAGUCGUCAAGCAAGGAUUAUGUCCUUCGCCUUUCACACAUGAGACCCCAAGCAGCAACGAACUCAGAGACUGCUGCUCCGUGUGUGUGUGUGUGUGUGUGUGUGUGUGUGUGUGUGUGUGUGUGCAUGUGUGUGUGUUUGCACUUAUGUGUUAUGCAUUCACUCCAGGACUACUCUAAAGGACAAAUCACUUUUCUUUUUUUUUUGCUACUCUUCCUCACUGGCCUUAUCAAUAUAGACACACUGACCUGCACCUGUACUCCAAUGUUGCUGACCGGGACUCCACGGUCAUGUUGUUGGUUUGGUCAGGAGCCUGACGACGGCUGCUCCAAUGACCGCUGACCUGAGAACAGUGGUGCGCACAGCGAGGGCCCUCUCCCGUUUCUCCAAAGUGAGCGCCAGGUGCAGGCGGCCUGUGCACCGCGACCACUACAGGAACACGUGCCGGGCGACGGGAGGAGGAUGAACAUCUGGUUUUGGUUCGUUGGUUUGCUCCUUUUUAAAGUCGGUUAGUCCAGUCCUGUGUUUGGAACGUGAGCUGAGACCUUUAGUACAUUUCGAUGGUGAGCUUUUAAUGGUGUCAUUUGUUGUCUAUUAUCUGAAAUGAUGUAUCUUUUUUGGGAUGAGGGUGGGGGUCUGAGAUUGUUGUGGGGGAAGGGUCAUAUCAUUGGUUUACAGGGUAAACAUGCUGUUCAUUACUGAUGUUGUCAUAUAUUAGGGGGGGGGGGGGUCCUGAGGAACAGCGGAGGCCUGUUGACCUCAGCCAUACUCAUUGUGAGAGAUGAUUUUCCAGAUGGAUGGCAGUGAAACAAGUGACACUUUCUCACUGUUUUUAUAUUAAUCAUGUCUGUGUUUGUUGAAACAGUUUUUGGAUAUUAAGCACUUAGUUGUCUGUCUGGUCACAAUGGCAUUUUUAAGAAUCUGUGUUUCCUGGGGCAGAUGACAAAUAGGACUCCCCCUGCGGAGGUUUCCUUCAACACCCGUCGGUUUAUUUUGAUCUUGCCACCGAUAUUCUUUCUCGCUCCCACACUCAAAGCGACAAUCACAUUUUAGUGAACGAUGACGAAGCCGCUUCGAGCCGGCGCACACCGACCUUUAAGUUGCUCAAAUGCAAACUCCUCAGCGUCACUCACAGUUUGUUUGCAUUGAAGAAGGUGACAAAAAGAAGCCAUCUUUCUAUGACCUGUGGUCCAUGGCGGCGUCAGCUUCAGCUGGCCUGUCCGAAUCUCGUCCAGGAGCUGUUGUGACGGUCUGACCUCUGACCUUUUACUGCCUAGAGCAGGAGCUGAGACCCAACUCCUCAUCCAAGCAGAUUUUGUACAGUUAUGAGAUAUUCCUAGUGUUAAGUGCCAUUUAUUUUACAUAUACAGUUCUGAAGUUACCAAGUGACGCACAAUUUUUCUUUUAGCCCCCCCAUGGCAGAGUUUAUACUGUCCACACAGGGACAUCUGAAAACACAACAGCAAAUGAAACAUCAUCAUCACAUUUUUUUUGUUUUUUAAACUUAUUUUGUUUGCAUUUUUUCUUUGCUUUUAAGUCCAUCACAACCUGAGCUUUUAACCGUUUCACUCAUUUAUCUCCAGACCAGACGAUGCUGUAUCACAGGGCCGCUGUCGCCUCCACUCUGAGGCCAUGGCAUCCUUCAAGUGCCCUCCAUUGCACGCCUUGUGUCUGUCGGGGUCAGGAAGGCGUUCGGAAGCAUUCUGGUAGUUUGGUGUAACAUUAAUUGACGUGUUCUCACAGUUUACUGCAGUAUUUUAAAGGUCCUCUGUGUAAAUGAUGUGAAAUGGUUCAGACUCGCCUCUUUCUGCACUUCACUUAGUCACAGGGGACUCACACACACGACUGUUAACGGACUGCCUCCUCUCCCCUCGUCAUUCAUUCGAUCUGCCACGCCUGCAGAAAGCGUGUUUUAGGUCUGAUUUUUGUAAUUAAUAAAAAAAGAAGAUCAAUGCCCACGGAGUUUUGUAAUUUCAUCAGGCGAGGCAACAAAUCCAGCCCGGCUGUGUACAUGAAUCACUCUGCGUGCAUAUCGUUUGUCCUCUGAUGAAAUUUAAGAAUGUGAAGGUAAUCAGACUAAGCCAUAUCUAGCUGUUUCCUGAACCCAUGAUGGACUAAUACAUAGUUUUUAAUAUACUGAAAUUAUUUUUAAAAUAACUCUGUUUAGUUUUUCAAUCAUGUCCCGACUCUUAAGUAAUCAUUCAAAACGUGAAAAGACAGAUAUUUGCUUCUGUGUUCCCUGGACUGUCGAAUGGGGGUGGGUUUGUCAUAAACAGUACAUUGUUCAAGCAUUUUGUGCAUAAUGAAUUUUUUUUAUAACCCACUGUAUAAUAGCAAGGAUUGUAUAUAAAACUGAAGAGAUGUAAAUAUUUAUGUGGCUUGCUUCAAGGUUGGUAUUACAAAAAAAUAAAAUUAAUAUUCACAUGGUUAAAUUCUACAUGCCCACCAGCAAGCUUUGUGGAUAGCAGUGUAAAAAUGGAAAACAAAAAAGACACUGCCUUCAUGUUUAAAUAAAAAGCGUAUUGCCAUU